AUGUUGAGCACAACCCUUAGUCUCUUGGCCACAGCACUACUAGCAUCUGGUGCUCCAGUCGAUAAGCGCUCGACCAGCGGUGCUGUCAUAACAGUAGACUUUCCCGAUCCGGCGCUUGUUACUGCAAACAACCAAUGGUACGCCUUUGGUACACAAUCAGUCUAUGACAACAAGAACAUCCAUAUACAGGUUGCUUCAUCUUCAGACUUCAAUUCAUGGUCUCUACAUAACGGACAAGAUGCUUUGCCAAACUUGCCGGGCUGGGUUGAUCAGAGUAAUCCUCUAGUCUGGGCCCCAGACAUUAUGCACUUGGACGAUGGAACCUUUGUGAUGUACUUCAGUGCCACGACCAACACUGGUGGCGAUGGAAACUACCACUGCAUUGGCACAGCCACCAGCUCCACUGUAGAAGGCCCCUACAGCCCAUCUCUAGAUCCCUGGUACUGCCCCGUCGACCAGGGAGGCGCAAUCGACGCCGCUGGUUUCCGAGAUGCAGAUGGAACUUGGUACAUAACCUACAAGAUCGAUGGCAACGCAAAGGGCAACGGUGGAAUCUGCAAUAAUGGCAACGCUCCCAUCGUCAACACACCCAUCAUGAUUCAAAAGGUGGCCUCGGACGGCAUCACCAAACAAGGCAGCCCAACCAGCAUCAUGAACCUCCAAAGCUCUGAUGGUCCGGAUAUCGAGGCUCCUGCUAUGAUCAGAAAAGGAAACACAUAUAUUCUCAUGUUCAGCUCUCACUGCUACAGCACGGACAGCUACAAUACCUUGUAUGCGACUAGCGAAUCACCCACUGGAGGCUUUGUCCGCAGAGGAAGUCUCCUUGGAGGUGGAAGAGGAGGGUUGGAUGCUUCUUUGGAUGCGACCGAUGUUGCUUUCCAUGGUCUACAGGGCGAUGGCCGCAGAUACAUGUAUACUGGUAUCCUCAACAUUGACGGCAACUCGGUGACCUUGUAG
Molecule: messenger RNA, 957 nt
Organism: Aureobasidium subglaciale EXF-2481
Lineage: Eukaryota; Fungi; Ascomycota; Dothideomycetes; Dothideales; Saccotheciaceae
Product: glycoside hydrolase family 43 protein
Exons: 2
Coding region: 1-957 (318 amino acids)
Biological process (GO): carbohydrate metabolic process
Molecular function (GO): hydrolase activity, hydrolyzing O-glycosyl compounds
Source: RefSeq, a predicted model, not a curated record